ACUCCACCUAAAAGGACUUAGCCUUAAGCUAGUCAGGCUGUUUUUUUUUUCAGCAGGGAACUUUUAAGUCAGAUAGAUCACACAGGUAGAACGAAUACAUGGCAGGACUUUAACUUUUUUAAGCCGGACUUUGCAUCGGAUUUGUGUCCGGCUUGUAUUUCCCCCAUGCUCCAAUAGGUGGCGACCCUUGCCUACCACUGCCAGCAGAGGGAUGAAAGUUUAAUUCACUCAACAGGUAUCUGUGGCUGCUGUAGUGCGUGAUAGUAGCCAUACCAGUAUUUCUGAGUCUCGUGAAUUUUGUAAAGGAGCGUCGCACUGAAGGAUGGUUGCCUACUGGAGACAAGCAGGAUUGAGCUACCUUCGCUAUUCGGCUAUCUGCGCACAGGCGGUGCGCGAGGCGCUGAAACCGCAGUUCAAAACGGCCGCGCUACGGAAUGCCGAAGCGAGCGUGCAGGUGGUCAAGCGCAAAGUCACCUGAACUCAACAGGACCGGACCCUGAAUGAGACCCAGCUGCUCCCAUGUUAAUCCUUGAUUACAAUGUAGGCUAAUCUCAUUAAAGCUUUGAUGAUCGUA
This is a messenger RNA of Alosa sapidissima (American shad), 574 nucleotides long. It is a transcript of the gene atp5f1e, whose product is annotated as ATP synthase F1 subunit epsilon. Gene Ontology annotation, biological process: proton motive force-driven mitochondrial ATP synthesis. NCBI's taxonomy places the organism in Eukaryota, Metazoa, Chordata, Actinopteri, Clupeiformes, Clupeidae. The record is from RefSeq and is a predicted model, not a curated record. The transcript is spliced from 3 exons. Bases 323 to 478 code for a protein of 51 amino acids. Gene Ontology annotation, molecular function: proton-transporting ATP synthase activity, rotational mechanism. Gene Ontology annotation, cellular component: mitochondrial inner membrane.